UUUUCCAUCCUAAGCUCGUCUUUUAUUACAACCAUGGGAAAUUAAGAAUCCUGGGCAUCAUCCAACCCAAUAUUUGCAGAUCUCAACACCCCCAACCAACCAUAUCCCCUUCCAGAUCACAAUCCAAUUGAAAAUUUGAUCCUCAAGAUCUUCGUAUCCUUAAAGAUGUUCGCUUUACAGCCGAGUGAUGAUGAUGAGCUGGGAUUUGAAAAAAACCCUAAUUUAUUUCAAAUGGAUAAAGCCUCCAUCUGGGACGAUCUGAUCGUCGAUUAUGCAGCUCCCAUGGAAAGCAAUUUAAUCACUUUCUCCACCAGCACUACCAAAUUCAAGAACGAGCCUCGAUUGGGGGAAAACCAGCAACAUCAACAACAACAGCAGCAGCAACUUAGGAUCGGACAAAGACAAAGUACGAGGGGCAAAGACGCUUGUACUACUACUAAUAAUAAUAUUAGCAACAGGAAGGUUUGGCAUAGAGAUAUCGAACGAAAAAGGAGGCAAGAGAUGUCCGGUCUUUAUGCCUCUCUUCGAAAUCUCCUCCCUCUUGAGUACAUCAAGGGAACAAGAUCGAUAUCCAAUCACAUGCAAGAGGCUGUGAAUUACAUAAAACACGUGGAGAAGAACAUCGAGGAGCUACAAAUUCGUAAAGACAAGCUGAAGAAAUUAUCCCAUUCAUUAAAAGGCCAUGAUUUGCCUAACAUUGUCUCGGUAAACGCCGUGGAGAAUGGAGUCGAGGUUCUAAUCCGAAGCAGAUCCGAUUUCGGGAUAUCUCGUGUACUCGCCAAAUUGGUCGAGAGAGAAGUGAAUGUGAUCAGUUAUGUCUCGACUAAGACAAAUGGAAUUCAUCUCCACAAAAUCCUGGCCGAGGCGAUCGAUCUCGAUGCCGCGGCGCUGCAAGAAAGACUUAGACAGGUCAUUAAUAUUGGAUAAUAUGGAAACUUGUAAGGUUAUUUCUCUGAUGCAUUGAAUGAUUUGGGUGUGGUUAAUGUAUAUACAUAUAUACAUACAUAAAUAAUGUGCUAUGUUAGACAAUUAACGAUGCAUUGAUAUGUUCAUAUGAGUUCAGAGCUUGCGAUUUGCAUAUAUACAUAUACAUAUACACAUACAUAUACAGGUGU
Messenger RNA from Andrographis paniculata, 1115 nucleotides. RefSeq names its product transcription factor bHLH118-like. Gene Ontology annotation, cellular component: RNA polymerase II transcription regulator complex. The record is from RefSeq and is a predicted model, not a curated record. Bases 166 to 927 code for a protein of 253 amino acids. Gene Ontology annotation, molecular function: RNA polymerase II transcription regulatory region sequence-specific DNA binding; protein dimerization activity; DNA-binding transcription factor activity, RNA polymerase II-specific. NCBI's taxonomy places the organism in Eukaryota, Viridiplantae, Streptophyta, Magnoliopsida, Lamiales, Acanthaceae. Gene Ontology annotation, biological process: regulation of transcription by RNA polymerase II. The transcript is spliced from 3 exons.